Molecule: messenger RNA, 354 nt
Organism: Hirsutella rhossiliensis
Lineage: Eukaryota; Fungi; Ascomycota; Sordariomycetes; Hypocreales; Ophiocordycipitaceae
Product: prpF protein
Exons: 1
Coding region: 1-354 (117 amino acids)
Source: RefSeq, a predicted model, not a curated record
AUGGCCCUGCUGCUGCCCCCGCCGCCAUCUAUGCACCGCGACGACGAUGCCCCCGCCGCCCACAUCCGCUGCCUCGCCAUGUCCAUGGGCCAGCCUCGCCGAGCCGUUCCGCUGACCCUGGCCCUCUGCUUGGCCGCCGCCGCCCGCAUGCCCGGCACCCUCGCCGCUGCCGCUCUGGCCGCCGGCCCUCGUCCCGCUCCCCUGGGCAGCCCCCUGACCAUUGCCCACCCCAGCGGCCGCCUCGACGUCGGCAUCAUCCUGCCCGGCAACGCCGAGACCAUUGUGUCGGCCGAGCUGCUGCGGACGGCCCGCGUCCUCAUGAAGGGCCAUGUGUACUACUCGGCCUCUUCCUGA